Linum tenue is the source of this 565-nucleotide messenger RNA. The record is from the annotation of a GenBank genome assembly. Lineage: Eukaryota; Viridiplantae; Streptophyta; Magnoliopsida; Malpighiales; Linaceae.
CAACUAUUCACUAUCUAAGCUAAAUGCUAAAGCUGAACGCAUGAAUAGAAAGAUCAAAAUGAUUGCUGCCAAAAAGAAAAAAAAGAUAUUUCCUACCACAAUUGAGAAAGGUUCGAAGCAUGUCGACUGCUUUUCUCUUGGCCCUCCUUCGAGCGUAUGCCAAUACUGUGCAGCUGUUAUGUGGAAAGAAGAAAGUACAUCUCGGUCUCGAAAGUCAGGGUCUUCAAAAUUUUCUCUUUGUUGCAAAAAAGGCAAAGUAAAACUUCCUCCGGCUCGAGAACCUCCUGAAUUCUUAAGAGAUCUAUUGCAGUCAAACAGUGAAGCUGGCAAGCACUUUCGUGACUGUAUCAGGAUGUAUAAUGGUGUCUUCUGCUUUAGCUCAAUGGGUGGAAAGAUUGAUCACGCUUUGAAUAAUGGACGUGGCGUCUAUGUAUUUUCUAUUGGAGGCCAAAUUUAUCAUCAAAUUGGCAGUCUGUUACCCCCAGUAGGAUCCAGUGCGAAGUUUGCUCAAUUGUACAUUCAUCAAACUGAGACAGAAGCUGAGAAUCGUCUCCAAGCAAUUGGU